AUAAUUUCUUCAAAAAUCAUCGUUAGCAUCGAAAUCUUCACCGUCAACACAGCAGCUAUAUCAAAUUUGAUGAGGAGGGCGAAAAACCAGCCAUUCAUAGAUUUUACGUCACCGCUUUGUUCGUCGGAGCGGAGUAUAUAAUUGCAGUAAGAAAGAGGAUACGGAAAGAGGUUCAAAAGAUCAAAGCAAUCGCCCCCACAAUGAUCGAUAGCAGAGAAAAAAGUCAUGGCCUGUCCUUUCGAGCUGAGCGUCUAGAUGUCAUGAACGAGACUGAGUGUCUGGCUGCUGCAAAAUUAAUAGCGGAAGCCAUGUGCUUCGAUUCGGCUUGGGCAUACAUUUUUGGUAAGGGAAACACUGAAGCUUUAGAAUGGCUAAUUUAUCGCAAUCUUUGGGUGCACAAAGGCGAGACUAUUGUUUAUCGGUCAACAGCACGCAAAUCGAAGGAAGCGAAGAACGAAAUCAUCGGCACGUGUACCAUAUCGCCACCUGCCAAAAAAAUGGCUUCAACAUGGGAAAAGAUAAAGCUAGGACUGUUCAAGCUCCCGUUCUUGUUUGGCUUUGAUUCUUUGCAUCGGUUGAUGGAGGUAGAUUCUUUUUUCCAAAAACAUUCCGUAUAUGCCCGCAAUCAGCAAACCGCAAAUCUACCCAUGUAUAAUCUUCACAUGAUGGCCGUGCGAAAAGAACUUCGAGGGAAAGGGUAUGGAUCAAAAAUUAUCAAGGACUGUCUGGAGCACCAAUGCGGUGAUGGCUUGCCGGGGAGGAACUUUAGCGUUGCCCUCAAUACCCAGACUGAUAGGAAUGUCGUAUUCUAUCAGAGGCUGGGUUUUACCAUCCUGCAAUCCAACAUCUUCUGUGGGGGCCCUGCAGAAGGAGGAUUUCGAUCAACAAUUAUGGAGUAUAAGCCUUCCUAG
Phaeodactylum tricornutum CCAP 1055/1 is the source of this 911-nucleotide messenger RNA. RefSeq lists its product with no specific name. The record is from RefSeq and is a predicted model, not a curated record. NCBI's taxonomy places the organism in Eukaryota, Bacillariophyta, Bacillariophyceae, Surirellales, Neidiaceae. The transcript has a single exon. The coding region runs from base 201 to 911 and encodes 236 amino acids. Gene Ontology annotation, molecular function: acyltransferase activity, transferring groups other than amino-acyl groups.